This is a messenger RNA of Hydractinia symbiolongicarpus, 2468 nucleotides long. RefSeq names its product histamine H2 receptor-like. The record is from RefSeq and is a predicted model, not a curated record. Gene Ontology annotation, cellular component: membrane. Gene Ontology annotation, molecular function: G protein-coupled receptor activity. Gene Ontology annotation, biological process: G protein-coupled receptor signaling pathway. Lineage: Eukaryota; Metazoa; Cnidaria; Hydrozoa; Anthoathecata; Hydractiniidae. Bases 631 to 1911 code for a protein of 426 amino acids. The transcript has 3 exons.
CUGUCGUAUGGGUGUUGCCAUGGCAAUUAACGGUACAAAAACAAUCAACGAUUCUUCAUGUCAUACUAAAAAGAUGAGCUUGCUUCUGGGUCACAAUAGUAACUUUUUCCAUGUGUUGUUAUAAUUUCCUAGUACGUAUAUCUAGUAGGGAAUUUAUUAGUAGGUAAAAAACCUUCGCCACGAAAUACUUAACUCUCGCAAAGGACUAUGGGAGAUUUAAUUGACAGUUGUAUACGUGCUGUUUUGUUUAGCAGAUUUAUUUCUUUGUUUGAGAAUGCGUUUUGUGUAUACUAUCGUGUUUCCCCAUCUCUUAUAAAUGAAAGAUUGCAGAAUCAACAUAUUAGUAGCAAGGCAAACAAUCCGAACUUAAGCGUUCGUAAGCUUCAGCACGGAUGAAAAUAGAAAACAUGUGUUCUAGAUCAAAUAUAUACUACUCAGUGAGGAAGAAAAUGAAAGAAUUGGAAAAUAGGAUAUUUAAAACAAAAUGGCAAGGCUGAAAGAAAGGAAUAGUUCGUUGAUCAAUCGAAAAUCCAAUGUGUGACAGUUCAUAAUUAAGUUGUGCUGUACGUUGAGCAGAUCGCUAGAAAAGGUUUAAAGCUACCACGCACGCAUCUUAGGAACUCAACAAGAAUGAUAAAUUCAACAAAUUUCACAGCUGUCAGCACAUCAUGCGAUAGCGUGUUAAAGGGAAUGAAACCAACACUGGAUCUUCCAAUAUUCAUUAUAAAAGAAUUAUGCGAUGCAGCUGCGUACAAUCUUACCAAUCAUACAAACAGAUUUGAGAGAUAUUGUUGUCAAAAUGCCAGCAAUGUGCCGGUGGAUUACAAUGCACUUAACAGUUUCCUGAACUACAAUUGUCAUAACGUGAACUUGACGAAUUCAUCACGGAUAAAUUUCUGUUCUUAUGAUCACAUAUCACCAACGAAGAACAUCCAGGACCCUGAAGUACCUUUAGGUUACAUCCUUUUAAUAACAAUACUUGGUCCAAUUGGCCUUCUCUCAAAUAUGCUGAUCCUUUUAACUGUGAUGAAAUGCAAAAAGCUUCAAACUGCAUCUAGCUUAUUUAUAUGUAAUCUUGCUUUUACUGACUUGAUUUUGAUUAUUGAGAGUGUUAGCUAUCUGUUUGUGAGUUUGGAGUAUAUUAACAUAACUUCGCAUCAGAAAGGGUUGUACAUCAUAAUAACAUCCAUCGAUGCCAUGUUAGGCUCGGCUUCGUUGCUUUAUGUAACAGCUAUCACGAUUGAAAGAGCUAUUGCUGUUGCUAAACCACUGAGUUAUCCCUUAAUAGUUACGAAGAAGAGAGCCAUUGGUUCAAUGAUUGUUAUAUGGGUAUACUGUGUCAUCGUCCUUAUAAUUUUUCUCAUCAGGUACUGGUGGAACAACGCAAAGUAUGCAGAUGAUGUGUUUUUCUUUGUUGUCGUUUGCAGUUUUCUUGUUCCAUGCUUGCUUGUUUUGAUUUCAUAUGUCAAGAUUGCAUUGAUUGCGUUGAAGAAUUUACAAACGGACAGGAAAAUAUACAAAUCCAUUUUUGCUAUUGCCAUGUUAGGCCCCAACACGCCGAAUCGUCCCGCACGUUUUCGUGAAAUCAAGCUCGCUCUUAAUCUUGCUAUUAUGACCACGCCUUUCGUUUUUGGUUGGGGGUAUUAUAUGAUCUAUAGCAUUGUAGAAGUGAUCAAUGAUGAGAUAACGAAUAAUGAAGUCGUCAUGUUCAUGAUGAACUCUCUACCAUUUAUUAUUUCGUGUGUCAAUCCAGUGACAUAUUUGAUUUUUACAAGAUCCUUAAGAAAGGAAUCGUAUCGGGUGAUCAGUACGACGUUUGUCAAGUUAAAUGAUUUGCGACGAGCUAGUACCAUGACAACGACGUCACUUUUAUCAAACUCAUCACGUCAGCAGACAUCGGUUACUGAGUAACGAAAAGAAGAUUUGAAUAGAAUGAUUGUCUUAAAUAAGACCAAUGGUUGUGUAUUGGUUUUAAAUAAACGAUGUCAAUUGACAGUUAAGAUUAGAAAUUAAAGAAAUUGUUAGAAUUUGGUAGGAUUUUUACGACAUACAUUUUAUUUCAUUUAUGUUUUUAUGUAUAUAGUUAUUUUUUAUCGACGAAUUUUAUUUGAUUGAGAAUUUAUGAUUUAAAAUUUGCAUUACAUUUUAUCAAAUCAGUUUUAACAUUAUCGUGGGUUGAAAAUAAAGCAGCGCGCAGAGAUAACGUAGGUAGAGUGAUAAAGAGAGAAAGAAAGAGAUGACAGAAUUGGUGCUUUAUAUUUUUGAUCAGUACUUUUAGAUAAAAACUCACAAAAAGGCUAAAAUUUUCUGAAAUCGAUCCAUAUCUCUGAUCAUAAAAAAAUACUUUAAUCCCCUUCAACCAACGUAUGUUUAUGACUGCUAUAAAUAGAUUUAUAUACUAUAAAUAGAAUUUAAAAAAUGUAUUAUUAUCAUUAUUAUUUUGUCAGUUUAUUAGUAGCGAACACGAU